AAUUAAUAUGACGCCGUAACCGAACAUUUUGGCGGUCAACAUUUUCUUCCCGUGUUCGGUGUGGAUGGGUAGAGGAAAUCCGACAACCAGUUAGAAUCUGGUAUAUAGAAAAACACGAGGGAGAGCAAACAAUCUAUCUAUGGAAUUGUACAAACACCAUAAAUGGAACCCAGCUGCCAGUACAACUAACAAAAGACGUAUGGAGCCGUUUGGGAACACAUGGGUCCCCCGCCCCAUGUUAGCUUUUCUGCAAUUCAAAGUCUUUUUUUCAAAUUCGUUGAGUGGCAUGUAAAAAUAGUUGCAUUGGACGUCUGCCCCCUUUGACUCAACUCCCUCAACGUCUUAGUCCUUCUCUAGUGUGCUCCUUUACUGUUUUUUAUUUCUUGAAAUUGAAAGUGGGGGUGGGGGGCUUCGAUCUCUCUCUCUCUCUAUAUAUAUAUAUAUAUAUAUAUAUAUAAACUACCCUAGUAACAUCACACUCUUGUUUGAUUCCAUGAAACUGUCCUUUUCUACUUGUGCCCUUUCUCUCUUGAACUUUCCCAUUUUCUCCUUUGAGGUCAAAGGGUGUGUACUGUAGAAGGUGAGGGAGGGAGAUGAAUGCUUCAAAGUUCAUCAAAUGUGUGACUGUUGGCGAUGGAGCUGUGGGGAAGACAUGCAUGCUCAUUUGCUAUACCAGUAACAAGUUCCCAACUGAUUACAUUCCAACAGUGUUUGACAAUUUCAGUGCAAAUGUUGCUGUGGAUGGUACCAUUGUUAACCUGGGAUUAUGGGAUACUGCUGGGCAGGAAGAUUACAGCAGAUUGAGACCAUUGAGUUAUAGAGGUGCAGACAUAUUUGUAUUGGCUUUCUCAUUAAUUAGCAGGGCAAGCUAUGAAAAUGUUAUAAAAAAAGUGGAUGCCUGAACUUCGCCGGUUUGCACCCAAUGUUCCAAUUGUUCUUGUUGGAACAAAAUUAGAUCUUCGUGAUGACAAUCGAUAUCUGGCUGAUCAUAUGGGCUCUAACAUUAUAACACCAUCUCAAGGUGAGGAACUAAGAAGGCAAAUUGGUGCAUCAGCAUACAUAGAGUGUAGCUCUAAAACUCAGCAGAAUGUGAAAGCAGUAUUUGACACUGCAGUUAAGGUUGUGCUUCAACCUCCAAGGAGGAAGGAAGUUGCAAGCAAGAAAAAGCGCAAAAAUAGCAGCUUCUCAAUAGUGAGGGGUAUAGUUUGUGGAGGUUGUGCUGCUUAGGGGGCGAAGUUUUUGCGUCAACAUAUUUGUCAACCACUCGUUUCACCGGCAGCAGGGAAUCCCAAUAUGUUUUGUAAUUUUGAAUGUAGCUGCUGUUAUUAUUAGAACUGAGCUGAGGCGAGGAGGAAUCAGCUCUCAAUUUCUGUGUAUUAUUACUACUUAUUCGCUGCUAGUAUCUUUAACAAAUGCCCUUCGAUGAGUUGUUUUCCGCAAUGUAGUUAUCUCCAUCAAUCUUCUUUUUUGUACUUCACCCCGCUUAAAUUGUCUGUUGCGAUCUCUCUGGUGCUGGUGGUAAUACAAAGAUUAAAUGUGGGUGCUACUA
Messenger RNA from Cuscuta europaea, 1549 nucleotides. The record is from the annotation of a GenBank genome assembly. Lineage: Eukaryota; Viridiplantae; Streptophyta; Magnoliopsida; Solanales; Convolvulaceae.